Acinonyx jubatus (cheetah) is the source of this 600-nucleotide messenger RNA. RefSeq names its product keratin-associated protein 6-2-like. The record is from RefSeq and is a predicted model, not a curated record. NCBI's taxonomy places the organism in Eukaryota, Metazoa, Chordata, Mammalia, Carnivora, Felidae. The coding region runs from base 38 to 307 and encodes 89 amino acids. The transcript has a single exon.
CCUCUCACACCCACGUGAAUUCUCUUCUCUUGACAAGAUGUGUUGCAACUACGGCAACUCCUGUGGCUAUGGCUGUGGCUAUGGCUACGACUGUGGCUAUGGCCCCUAUUACAGCUGGAGUUAUGGACCUGGCUAUGGAUGUGGAUAUGGCUCCCGGUAUGGCUGUGGCUCUGGUUGUGGAUAUGGCUGGGGAUAUGGCUCCUGCUGUGGCUACGGCCCCAGAUAUGGCUGUGGUUGUGGCUAUGGCUCCGGCUGCUAUGGUUACCGGCCAUUUUGCUAUAGAAGAUGUUAUUCUUCUUGCUGCUAGAACAUCACCCCAUUGUCCCCUAAAUAAGACACAUCUAAUGAGAGGGCUGAAUCAAGGAUUCAUACCUCACAUUUUCUAUAUCCACAAAAUUGCAUGCUUCACAGAGGCUCUCACUUCCAAGCAACAUUUCUAGAAUGGCAUCUUGUGCCUCAAGGCUGUGUGGUAUCAUCUGACUGUUUUCUAAAUGUUGGUGUUUAUUCCCUUACUCUGGAUUCUGUCAUCUGACUGUGGCAACAAGCCUAACACCCCACAGUUGGGCAAAUUCCUUAUUCUCAAUAAAAAUGAUUCUUUGC